AAUUUAAUUCUGGCAGUUUCCAUUUUCUACCGCUAGAUGACUAAGCAUUUUGAAGUCCACGAAAUAAAUUCUUUUUAUUUUUCGCAUAUUAAGUCUUGAAUUUAUUCUGAAAUCAUUUCCCUAAUUUUAUUGUCAUCGUAGAACAAUUUGCGAGCAUAAAUAAAGCGUAAAAAUGCUUUAUUUUACGGAAAAUCGCAAUUUUAGACUUCGAUAGUUUCACGUUUGACCACUAGAUGGCAUUAGUGGUACUAUUUUUCGAAAGUUCGCGCGUAAAUAUAAAUUUUUAAAAACAUUUAAAAAUGAAACAUUUAGAAUUCAUUAACAGCCUAUAGUUAAUUUCUUAUCAGAAAGUGUUUCUACAAGCUUGCUUUUACAACUGAGUAUUUAUUUAGAAAGAUUGUAUUGCAUAUAGUUCAGUGUAGAUUAGGUAUUACUCAUGUAAUGAAUGCAGGGACUUUUUUUCUCUAAUCGCCAUUCACUCUAGGAAAGCCAGCUUGCACUUGAGUAGGCAAAUACACAACUAUUUUAUUUAGUUCCCCACCUGUGGAUAAUGACACUUUUGAAGAUAGUUCGAAUAAUAUUUGUGUGCGGUGAAUUCGAAAAUUAACCGUGUAAAAAUUAACAGAUACACAGAUGGAAUAAUGAUGGUUGACGUGGAUCUAAUUAAUAUAUAUGUACAUAAUGAUAUAUUCCCAUAUCAAAACACUUGAAAAUUGUACUUUUGUGUUUUGUAGGCGUAUACAUUACACACACAUACAUGAAGCAUGUAAUUGUAUCAUUGCGCGAACACACAUGAGCCACGUGUCUAUGACGUUACCGUAUUUCUUUGGAUUCAUGCGCGACGCAUCGCUCAAACAUUAUUUACCACGAGUGAAAUACUAAGAUUUUUUACGUCAUUUGAAAUCGUUGCUUCUUUAACAUGGAUUAUAAAACAUUGCAGUCAUGUUUUCGACAUAAAUAGACGUGUUUAUAUACAUAUAUGCAAUAUGUAUAUGCAUGCAUGUGGGUACACAUAAACUCCGCAUUGUUUUCGUUUGAAACAUUGUGCCGUGUGAUGUUUGGGUUUACAAUGAUUAUUGUUUUGGAUCGUAAUCUUACACGCAUGGAUGGCAGCGUUAAGUUUUGUCAAACUGACAGUAAUAUUCAACACGAUAUUACAGUGUUAUAUACAUGGCAAAACAAAUUAAGGUUUACGAUCAAGACUACCGAAGAUUCGUAAGGAUCAUUAGCGUUGGAACAAUAUGUACAAUCAAAUGAUUACUCAUUGGAAGAAAGUAUUUAAAUUAUGAAAUAUUGUCCUUUGUAUGCAUAAACCUUGGAUCUCCUUUUCGAAGGGUGUUGGAUUUUAAUUUUCUUUAUUUAAAACCAAUUGACAAUCUGUUUCGUUAACAAUGAGAUUCAAUUUACUUAUAUCAAUUCUUUUGAUGACCACUACUUUGUAUGCCUCUGUUGUCGAAGAAAGCGAGGAAUCGGGACCACAGACAAAUCAUGUUCAGGCAUCCUUGGAACAAGAACACGAACAUAGACAGUAUACAGAAUUGAUAUCCGAGCAAGAAGAUCCUCUGUUGAUGUUUUCUACUUUGGAUGGCUUUCUUAUUGGCAUAGAGCAACGUUCCGGAAAAGUGCUUUGGCAGCAAAGAGAUGAACCUAUUGUUAAAGUACCGCUUGAUUUGGCAACAACUUCUACGCCUAUGUUUUUACCUGAUCCAAAAGAUGGUUCCUUGUACAUAUUUGGAAAAGAAACCGAAACUCUUAAAAAGCUACCAUUCACCAUUCCACAACUUGUAGCAAGUAGUCCUUGCCGUAGUAGCGAUGGAAUAUUCUAUACCGGUAGAAAAAUUGAUACUUGGUUCGGAGUUGAUCCGCGAACCGGGGAAAGGGAGCAAAUUCUUGGAUUUGAUAAGGUUAAAAAUACUUGUCCUCUCGAAAUGCAGAAUGCAGUUUUUGUUGGACGUACCGAAUACAAUAUCAUGAUGGUAGAUAGCAAACAAAAGAAUCGCAAGUGGAACGUUACAUUUUACGAUUAUUCUGCUACGAAGAUGGAAUCCGAUGGAAUAGAAGAUUAUGAAUUGGUACAUUUUACAACGAGUUCGACCGGACGCAUUGUUACCGUGGAUAGAAGAUUGGGAGUCGUUUUAUGGGAACUCGAUGUACAGAGUCCAGUAAUAGCGGUGUACAUUGUAGAAGAAGGUGGAUUACUAACAGUUCCUUUUACCAGCGUCGCGGACGAAACUUUGGAUUUGCUUCUGAAACGUUUUGCAAAGAAACCAAGCGACAUUCAGUUAUUUCCAAUGUUGUACAUCGGCCAGCAUAGACACGGAUUGUAUGCUUUACCUUCUCUCGUCGAUUCGUCAACGGCUACGACGGGUGACACUGGACAAUUGCUGCUCGAAGGUCCGUUAUCGGUCCCUCGGUUAAGCGAAAACAGUGACAAGAAUGAUCCUUUAUCGAACGAUCGCAUACGUGUCACCAACACCGAUACUUCUACUCAAAUGGAAUAUCAAACCGCUAUACGUUUAGGUUAUUACGAAAUACCGGCUGAAUAUAAAUUACAAGAUCAACAGCCGCUUCAAAUUACCGGCCGGUCCGAUCCCGUGAUUGAAACAUUGCCUCCACGGUUCUUGAACACAACGAGAAAACCAUCUUCGUUUGGCCUGCAAGCCGAUCAUGAAUCAAACAAUGACGUGACCAGCAAAUCUUGGCACGAGAUGCUGCGGAGUACUUACACCACCAGCAAAAGUUGGUUUAGCCAGCAAGAAAAUAAAGGACUAAAAUUAACAUUGGUCUUAUUGCUAGGAUGCAUACUAGUAAUGUUUUGGUAUUUGAACGCACAAUUUAAAGAAUUUCAACAACUUUCACAGCAGAGUUCCCGAGGGAGCAAUAGAAGCGUUGAUUAUUAUGGAUCAAACGCGUUGCUCGCAGUCGCAGAGGACAUGGGCGAAGGAGUAGUGAAAAUUGGAAAGAUAACUUUUGAUACUAGCCAAGUUUUAGGCAAAGGAUGCGAGGGAACGUUCGUGUAUAGGGGUGAGUUCGACGGCCGUUCAGUGGCGGUGAAGCGUUUAUUACCGGAUUGCUUCACCUUCGCUGAUCGAGAAGUGGCGUUGCUCAGAGAAUCAGAUGCCCACGCGAACGUGGUGCGAUAUUUCUGCACAGAGCAGGAUAGAAUGUUCAGGUACAUCGCUUUGGAAUUAGCCGAAGCGACCGUGCAAGAUUACGUUGCCGGCAAAUACGAUAGGCGGAAGAUAUCCGUGAAGAGUAUUUUGCGCCAGGCAACGGCGGGUCUGGCUCAUUUACAUUAUCUCGAUAUAGUGCACAGAGACAUCAAACCACACAAUGUGCUGCUGUCGACGCCUGGACCACGCGGAGAAGUUAGAGCCAUGAUAUCCGAUUUCGGCUUAUGCAAGAAACUUCAACUAGGUCGUGUGUCAUUUUCGCGUAGAUCCGGUGUAACUGGAACGGACGGUUGGAUCGCACCAGAAAUGCUAAACGGAAGCAGAACAACUUGCGCCGUGGACAUUUUUUCUCUUGGCUGUGUUUUUUAUUAUGUUCUGUCCGAUGGAAAACAUCCGUUCGGAGAUCCGUUACGACGACAGGCUAACAUUCUUGGUGGAGAAAGCGAUUUAUCGGCUCUUCACGAUGGAAUCUCCCAAAGCGAUAAAGAACUGGCGUUAGUGCUUAUUAAAGCCAUGAUCUCUAGUAAUCCAUCAGAACGACCGCCUGUUACGGCCGUUCGUGAUCAUCCGAUAUUUUGGGAGUCUGUCCGAGUUCUUGGAUUUUUCCAGGACGUAAGCGAUCGUGUAGAAAAAGAGCAGGCUGAUAGUCCGGCAUUGAUUGCGUUGGAAACCGAUAACCAUCGCGUUGUACAGGGAGACUGGAGGCUUGUGAUCGACGUACAAGUUGCAACAGAUCUUCGAAAAUAUAGAAGUUAUCGAGGCGAAAGUGUUCGGGAUCUAUUGAGAGCAUUGCGAAACAAGAAACAUCACUACAGAGAACUGAGUCCACAGGCGCAAGAAAGCCUCGGAGAUAUUCCCGACAAGUUCACCGAUUACUGGCUUUCUAGAUUUCCUUGCUUACUUUCGCACGUUUGGUGCGCGAUGCAAGCAUUCAGAGAGGAAUCAACGCUGAGGGAUUAUUACCACGUUGAUUAUGCGUUCGUGACUACUUGCAGUUCAGAGUCGAGAGGAAGAAUUAAUAGCAUACGUUGUACCACCGAUACGUUAUCACAAACAUCCUGGAGAGUCCGCGAUAGUAUCGACUGGAGUCCUAACAGAACACGUUAUCGUGGUCAACGGAGGAAACAAGAGAAGAAAAAGACGAACGUACCAAUUACGUGGACUUUGCCAUCGAGCUAGUGAUCGAUAAAGUCGUCGAUUCGAAUCAACGCAUCGCAUUAACUCAUACGUUGCGCUAUUGUACGGUUGAAGCAAACUAAUUUGUUUCUUUCAAUCAUACGACAUGAGUCAUUGUGUGUGUGCGUUCGGACACUAAUAUCGUAUGUGCUCUUUUAAUAAAGGAACUGUCAUAUGAACAGGUGCAAAUAUUUGUAAAUAUAACAGAGAUACUAACGACGAACGAAUGUUUGUAAACGAAAAAUUACCGUGAUAAUAAAAAUAAUUAUGAUAAUAA
Megachile rotundata (alfalfa leafcutting bee) is the source of this 4626-nucleotide messenger RNA. It is a transcript of the gene Ire1, whose product is annotated as serine/threonine-protein kinase/endoribonuclease Ire1. The record is from RefSeq and is a predicted model, not a curated record. Gene Ontology annotation, biological process: protein phosphorylation; intrinsic apoptotic signaling pathway in response to endoplasmic reticulum stress; mRNA processing. Gene Ontology annotation, molecular function: protein serine/threonine kinase activity; ATP binding; RNA endonuclease activity. Gene Ontology annotation, cellular component: IRE1-TRAF2-ASK1 complex. NCBI's taxonomy places the organism in Eukaryota, Metazoa, Arthropoda, Insecta, Hymenoptera, Megachilidae.